Molecule: messenger RNA, 231 nt
Organism: Pochonia chlamydosporia 170
Lineage: Eukaryota; Fungi; Ascomycota; Sordariomycetes; Hypocreales; Clavicipitaceae
Exons: 1
Coding region: 1-231 (76 amino acids)
Source: RefSeq, a predicted model, not a curated record
AUGUUUCAAAGUGGAGAAGUAGAUGGACUACAUCGUGAGGAGAUCCACGCCCGACUUUACUCAUUUCGAGUCGGCGUAACGAGGCAAAAUGCACUUUCAUGGCAUUGCACAAGUCAAUUGGACUGUGAAGAAGGAGAAUUGACGGUCGGAGCAGAUGUGAUCCGGGAAAUUAGGCUGUUGUCUUCCACGAGACGCGUCCCCUCACUUUCCCCUCACAACGGCAUCACAUGA